Molecule: messenger RNA, 1308 nt
Organism: Miscanthus lutarioriparius
Lineage: Eukaryota; Viridiplantae; Streptophyta; Magnoliopsida; Poales; Poaceae
Source: the annotation of a GenBank genome assembly
AUGUCGUCGCCGACCGCGCCUUGGUUUGCCGAUCUCUUCACAGAUGACAGGGUGAGGACCCUAUCGCACCAGGUCUCCACACUUGGGGACAGGGUGUGGGAACCGGAGCACAAAAUUACCCAGCUGGAGAAGCAAUUGGAGGAGACAAAGGCGAUCUCAAGCCACAAGGAAGAGGUGGAGAGAAGCUUCAAGGCUGAAAAUGAUAAGCUUCGGUCGGAGGUUUUGGUCGCAGAGGAAAAAUGUAGCAAGUCUGAAAAUGAUAAGCUUCAGUCGGAGGUUUUGGUCGCAGAGGAAAAAUGUAGCAAGUCUGAAGCAGAGGUUGAGAUGCUGAUGAAGGAAUUAGGCGCGCUGGCGGAGGCAAAAGAGGCAGCUGACUAUGAGUUUAAUUAUGAGAUAAUCAUCCUAGAAUUAGAGGAUCGCAAGAGGAGGCUGGAGGAAAUUCAGGCCAUCAAGGAUUUGGCAGAGAGUGAAAAUGACAAGCAUCAGUCGGAGGCUCUGAUCACAGAGGAAAAGCAAAACAUGUCUGAAGCAGAGAUUGAGAGGCUCAAGAUGGAACUGAGUGGGUUGGUGGAGGCAAAGGAGGUGGCUGCGAAGGCAUUUGAUGCAAAAAAUGCAGAAAUCACCAAGGAAUUAGAGGAUCUUAAGAGGAAGCUGAAGGAAAUCCAAACAAAUAAGGAUUUUUUGGAGGGAGAAAAUGAUAAGGUUCGGUCCGAGGUUUUCGUAGCGGAGGAGAAAUGUAGGCAGUCUGAAGCAGAGGUUAAGUGCCUUAAGCAAGUAGUGGGUGCAUUGGUGGAGGCAAAGGAGGCAGCGGCAAAGACAUCUGAAGCUGAGAAGGUAGAAGUCAUGAAGGAAAUGGACAACCUUAAGAGGAAAAUAGAGGAAAUCCAGGCCAACAAGGAUUCGGUGGAGAGUCAAAAUCAGGAGCUUCGAUCGAAGAUUUUGACUGCAGAGCAGGAGCAUAGUCCAUUUGAAGCAGAGGUUAAGAGCCUCAAGAUGGAAUUGGGUUCGAGAGGAGGCCAAGGAGGUGAAAGAAGAUGGACUUGGUCCACUUUGGCAGAGAGCGAGGAGAUAGCUGUGAAGUCUUUUGACACUGAGAAGGCAAAAUUGAUGAAGGAAGUAGAGAGCCUCAAGAGGAAGAUAGAGGAAAUCCACGCCAGCAAGGAAGCUGCUGAGGAAGCAGGGCGCAACAAAGAUGCCGAGGCUGAUAGACUGAUGGAUGAGCUGGUGAAGAUCCGCGUUUCUGUGUCACAGCUGCAAGCAUCCUUUAACGAGGGCCUGAAUAACUUGGCUCGUAGUCUAAUGGGCUGA